Molecule: messenger RNA, 2910 nt
Organism: Osmerus eperlanus (European smelt)
Lineage: Eukaryota; Metazoa; Chordata; Actinopteri; Osmeriformes; Osmeridae
Gene: pibf1
Product: progesterone immunomodulatory binding factor 1
Exons: 15
Coding region: 402-2624 (740 amino acids)
Biological process (GO): cilium assembly
Cellular component (GO): centriolar satellite
Source: RefSeq, a predicted model, not a curated record
UAGUAGGAGUAGUUCCUGUCGUUUGCUUCAGAUCCCAGCAGCUGUUGGUGGUAUAAAGCGGUUGCUAUGCGCUGCGGAGCGGGAUACUUGAAAUUAUGGACCCCGUCGCCGCAGAGUCUUGAAACUGAGCUCUUGGAUGCUUGCUCUAAAUUUUGAAAGUCUCAAAUUUAGCUUGAGGAAGUUUAAAUACACCAAAGUCAGACCUAAUGUGACAAUUGCCUUGCUUUUAGCUUGCUAGCUAGCACCAAUUUUGUAGAUUGCUGGUUUUUAUGCCCUUGAACUCGAACACCUUAGCUCGAGUUAGCCGUUAGCUAAUCCCUAAUCUCUGCUAAUAUUCAGGCUAGACUAGACAGUUAACCAGCUAAAUCUAAGGACUCGUCCACUCAAAUGAGAAAGUCAGAAUGCCUCCCAGAAAGCAGAAGAAACCAACAAUUAACAUCUCCAGUUCCUUGGAUCUGGAGUCUGAGGAUCUCAGUCUCGAGACCACUGUUCCAACCGAGGACAUCUCUUCAUCCGACGAACGGGACGGGACGCAGAAAGUCACCCGUCAGCUGAUCGAGAGAAAGGAGCUCCUACACAAUCUUCAGUUGUGUAAGAUAGAGUUGUCCCAGAAAACCCUCAUCAUCGACAAUCUGAAAGUGGACCACUUGACAAAAAUCGAGGAGCUGGAGGAGAGGCUGAAUGACGCUCUGCAUCAGAAGCAGGUGCUGGCCCUGCGCCUGGACAGCCAGCUGAAGCUGACCCAGGAUGACGGCAGGAAGCAGGCAGCCCUGCGUAAGCAGGAGAUGGAAGCGAUCCUGUUUCGUCAGAAGCAGCUGGAGGAGACUAACCGGCAGCUGUGUGAGAAGGCAGGGGCCCUGAGGCGUAGCCUGAGAGACCUGGAGCUCAGCCAGGAGAGGUACCUGGAGCUCAGAGAUCUCCCUGAGGACAAGCUCUCCAUCCCAGAAUAUGUUGCGGUGCGUUUCCACGAGGUGGUGACCCCUCUCCGAGCACAGCUGACUGAGCUACAUAUGAAAAAGAACAGUCUGACAGAUGACCUGGACACACACAGGACACAGAUGAAGGCUCUGAUGGAGAGCUACGAGGAGGAGCGCAGGAUGCGCUCGGAGCUUGAGAUCCGUAGUCAGAGGCUGACCCUGGAGCUGGCUGACACCAAACAGCUGAUCCAAGAUGGAGACUACCGUCGAGAUAACUACAGCACUGUCAAACGAGAGAGGGAUGCGUUUGAGGCGGAGGUGAAGGAGCUGAGGAAGAGGCAGGAGACCCUGGAGCUGACCCACACAGCCCAGACCAGGGAGAGGAACGAGCUCAGCAAGGAGGUGGCGACAUUGCAACAGUCUGUGACGUUGCUCCAGAAGGACAAGGACUACCUGCACAGGCAGAACAUGGAGCUGAACGUGCGCUGCGCCCACGAAGAAGACCGCCUGGAGCGGCUGCAGGUCCAGCUGGAGGACACCAAGAAGGCCCGGGAGGAGGCCUACGAGAGAUACCUGGCCUCCAGAGAUCACUACAAGACGGAGUACGAGGACAGACUGAGGGAUGAGCUGGAGAACAUCCGCAUGAAGACCGGCCAGGAGAUAGACAACCUGCAGAGGACCUCCAAGGAGAUGUAUGAGAGAGAAAACAGGAACCUGAGAGAGACGCGGGACAACGCUGUGAUGGAGAAGGACCGGGCCGUGAGCGCCGAGAGAGACGCCCAGGCCAGAUAUGACCAGCUGCUGGAACAGUUCCGCCAGGUGCAGUUGGGAGUGGACAGCCGAGUGGCCGAACUUCUCAACCAGGUCAAACUGAAGUCCUUCGAGUCGGAGCGUGCUCACAUGGUGCAGGAGGAGACAGGCCGGUCCCUGGGCCAGUGCCAGAUGGAGUGUGAGAAACACCAGAAGAAGUUGGAGGUUCUGACCAAGGAGUUCUACGGGCUGCAGACGUCUUCAGAGAAGAGGAUCGCGGAACUCCAGGCCCAGAACUCUGAAUACCAGGCCCGUCUGGAGACCUACGAGAAGCUGGAGAAGGAGUUGGAUGACGUCACCAUGCAGGCUGCUGAAAUUGAGAACGAAGACGAGGCCGAGAGGGUUCUCUUCUCCUACGGUUACGGGGCGAACGUGCCCACGACUGCUAAAAGACGACUGAGGCAGAGCGUUCACCUGGCUCGUCGUGUGCUCCAGCUGGAGAAGCAGAACACCCUGCUGAGAAGAGACCUGGACAGACGCAGUACCCAGACAGGAGAGAUCUCUGACCAGUUGGAAGCGGCUAACCAGCUCCUGCAGCAGACCCAGCAGCCGUACAGCUACCUGAUAGAAACAGUCCGUCAGAGAGACACCCACAUCCUGACGCUCAAGGAACGCAUCGCUCAGCUGGAGGAGGAUGUCAGGUCACUGAAGAAGGAGAGGACCACCCUGCAGCAGGUGAAAAACAAUAUGGCCGCUGACCUGGAGAAACUGCUCAACCACAGAGAGGUACUGGUGACACCAUGGCCCAGGAGAGAGGGGGAUACGGGGGGAGAGGAGAGAUGGAAGUGGAGAGAAGGAGGAAAAGGAGAGGGAGGAGGAGGAGAGGGCGGUCAUUCUCUGGGUGUGUUAACCUUUCAAUUGUCCCCGUCCGUGUUCUGUACCACUCUGUCACGCUAGCUGGCAGGCUGCGUCCCUGUUUGAACACGCCUCCACUCCACAUACUUGGUAUGCACAGUCACACACACACUCACAGCCUUCUGCGUGCUCAGGUAGAUGCCUCUGCUAUAAGGAAUAGCCGUCGGGCAUCGCUGAACUUUUCUUUUGUAGUGGGUAGUCGUCAGGUGGUUCAGUGCCCAACUGAAAUACUCUGUGAACACACUUCCACCCGCUCUCACAAGUCCACACGACUUGAUUGUGGUGACAGUUGACAAGCAUAGUUGAGGCUCGUAGGCCUCCAGCUACU